Seriola dumerili (greater amberjack) is the source of this 841-nucleotide messenger RNA. RefSeq names its product leucine-rich repeat-containing protein 15-like. Gene Ontology annotation, molecular function: protein binding. The coding region runs from base 26 to 841 and encodes 271 amino acids. Gene Ontology annotation, cellular component: plasma membrane. Lineage: Eukaryota; Metazoa; Chordata; Actinopteri; Carangiformes; Carangidae. The record is from RefSeq and is a predicted model, not a curated record. The transcript is spliced from 5 exons.
UCUGGAGCGUUGUUUUGAAGGGGUGAUGACAGCGCGUUCAGGGAGGGAGAUGCAGUACCUACAGUGGUUGUUGCUGGUGAUCCUAUGGGGGGCACAGACUGUGGAGAGCUGUCCUGACGUCUGCAAAUGCUCCAAGAUGCCCGACGUAGAAAAGUCAGAGGUCAACUGUCACAAGAAGGGACUUCAAGAUUUCCCCUCCGAUCUGCCCCCCGAUGCUUGGAUCCUCAAACUUGGUGAGAAUGGUAUCACAGACCUGAAGGCCAACGCUCUGACAUCGAUCCCGAAGAUUGAGAGUAUCAACCUGGAACGAAACGCCAUCAAGUCCAUCCACCCCAAAGCUUUCUCUGGUGCAAAGCAGCUGAUGCUUCUCAAUCUGUACAGCAACCGUAUCACCAACCUUCCACCAAAGGCAUUCCAGGACCUCCUGAACCUUCGCUUCCUCAUGCUGGGACAGAACCAGAUCGGCACCCUCAAAGCUGAGAUGUUUGCUGGCUUGAGGAACCUGUCAGAUCUCGACCUGCCUCUCAACGCGUUGACCUCGCUCCCGUCUAACGCCUUCAAGCCUCUGAUCGCCCUCAAGGUUCUGGACCUUUCCCUCAAUCGCAUCGAGAGGAUCUCUCCAAAGGCCUUCACUGGGCUCAGGCAGCUCAUGUUUCUCAACUUGGACAAUAACAGUGUGAAGACUGUUCCUGCUGGAGCUUUCAGGCUGCUGCGAUCUCUGGAGAUGCUGGUUCUAGACAACAACCUUCUGUCCACACUGAGCCCACCAGCUCUGGAUGGCCUGGACAACCUGCAGGUAACACAGUGUGUUGUCAGUCAGUCAGUCUCACUUCAGCCUUAA